CCACCGGAAAGUCUGGCUCCUGGUCAGGGUGAACCCGGAGAACAGGGAGACCCCGGAGAACCUGGUGAAAAGGGUGAACCCGGUAAGCCAGGUCCACGCGGCAAAGAUGGAGAACAGGGUCCUCCUGGUCCAACGGGCUCGCUCUUCGUAGUGCCACUGAAUUUGGGCAUCGGCGGUGGAGCCAAUGCGCGUGCUGCUCACUUCAGACAGCUACUUCAACAGCAUCUGGAGUCUCUCAGAGGUGUGCAUGGACCCCGCGGUUUGACGGGUCCCACGGGUCCAGACGGUCCUAUGGGUCCUCCCGGUCCUAAGGGAGAAACUGGUCCCCAGGGUGACACCGGUCUUCAAGGUCGGAGAGGUCCCAUGGGUCCUGUUGGGCUUCCUGGACCUAGAGGCAAGACGGGCCGGGACGGCGACCGCGGCGAUCCCGGUCCUGCAGGUCCCAAAGGACCAGAUGGUUUGCCUGGCGAUUCAGGUCUGAUGGGUCCCAAAGGUCUCAGGGGACCUCGUGGUCCAUUUGGUCCAGUGGGUGAACAAGGCCCUCCGGGUGAGGAGGGGUCUCGUGGUCCCACCGGUGAUGCCGGUGAUCAAGGUGACAUGGGAUCAUAUGGUCCCCGUGGUCCACCUGGCCUGCAGGGUCCUCUUGGUCCCAGAGGAAAGACUGGAAGCCGGGGACCCGUAGGGCUACAGGGCGAGGUAGGUGAGCCUGGUCCUACUGGAAUGCCUGGUCCUAUGGGUCCUCCUGGCCCUGCUGGUCCAGAGGGCCCUGCCGGUCCUCGGGGUAUUGUCGGACCACCUGGUCCUCCUGGAAAACAGGGGCCUCCUGGUGCUACUGGUCCUGAAGGCCGCCCUGGUUAUCCAGGUUCGAAGGGCGAGGUAGGUCUCAAGGGCGACACUGGCCCCGAGGGUCAAAAAGGAGAGCCUGGUUUACCUGGACCAAGAGGAGUGAAGGGUGCGAGGGGAAUUGAGGGCGUCUCGGGUCCUAAAGGUGAUACUGGCAAGCCCGGAGCCGUAGGAGCCCCCGGUGAGCCGGGCCCGAAGGGUCUCAAGGGCACUCGAGGCUCCCCUGGUGUCAUAGGACUUAUGGGUCCUCAGGGUGAAAAGGGAGAGCCGGGAAAAUCCGGUCCAUCCGGCCCUCGUGGUGACCGCGGUGUUCAAGGUCCUUCUGGUCUCACAGGACCUGCUGGUCCUCAGGGUCUUCAAGGUGAACCUGGACCCACCGGUCCAGCUGGACCUCAAGGACGUGAGGGUGACAAGGGUGAAACCGGUCGCGUUGGUCCUCCUGGGGCUGAUGGUGAACAGGGACAGCAUGGAGCUCCCGGACCUCGUGGAAUACAGGGCAAGGUCGGACCCGCUGGAGAGAAAGGUGAUAAGGGCGCCACUGGUCCUCCAGGGCCUCCAGGUCCGACUGGAGAGCUAGGUUUCCAGGGUCAUCCUGGUCCCAGCGGUCUUCCAGGACCUGCUGGACCUAUGGGUCGCCAAGGUCCCCAGGGAUUCCCCGGUCCACGUGGUGAGCCCGGAGAAAUUGGACCACCUGGACCUCGUGGACCUAUUGGAAUGACGGGUCCCGUUGGUCCAGCUGGUGAUCCCGGUCCUGAGGGUUCCCCUGGUCCAAUCGGCCCUCGUGGCCCAACCGGAGAUCCUGGCAAAGAAGGUAAGGACGGACUAAAGGGGGACAAGGGUCCUAAGGGUGAGCGCGGUAACCGUGGCCCCCCUGGCCCACGUGGUCCUCGAGGCUACCUUGGGCUUGACGGAAUGCCUGGUCCUGCUGGUCCAGAGGGCUUCAAGGGUGAAACUGGACCCGAUGGUGAAGUUGGACCUGCAGGUCCUAAAGGCUAUCGCGGUGAUUCUGGAAUUCUAGGACAGGUUGGACCAGCGGGUCCUAUUGGGCCAAGGGGUGCUCAGGGCAUUAUAGGCGAAAAGGGUCCCAAGGGACCUGAUGGCGCGAUGGGUCCUGUUGGCCCGCCCGGAGCUCGCGGCUCCCGCGGGCGUUCGGGUCCUACUGGGCCUAUUGGAGCUCCAGGAUUCGAUGGGGAGAAGGGUGAACGAGGGCAACCUGGACCACAAGGCAAGAAGGGACCACCUGGGCCUCAGGGUCUGCGAGGCAUUGUCGGACCCAUUGGUAGUGCUGGAAUGCCCGGCAUUCAGGCAAGAAGUUUUAUUACUUCCUUUGGGCCUCCCGGAGCACCAGGUCAACCGGGUGAACAAGGCCCCAUGGGUCUAAUAGGCCCAGAUGGGCUUACCGGUCCCUCUGGCCUGCCCGGACCAAUGGGUAUGGAGGGCGCCCCUGGACCAAUGGGGAAACGCGGACCAAAGGGUGACCGAGGUCGUGAGGGUCCUCAGGGUAGUCCUGGGCCUAUGGGUGCCAUGGGUCCUAUGGGCCUCACAGGACCUGCCGGUAACCCCGGCCCAACUGGCCCUGCUGGAGCUGUGGGAGAACCCGGCGAAAAAGGACAACAGGGACCCCGUGGUUCUCCUGGCUAUGAGGGUAGCCCUGGUAAUCAGGGUCCUCAAGGGCGUAAAGGUCCAGAUGGACCUCCUGGUCAAGUUGGUCCUCCUGGUGAUCCUGGUAUGGAAGGUCCAAUUGGACCGCAAGGUCCUAUGGGUCCCAUGGGUCCUCCUGGUCCACAAGGCGCCCGUGGCAUCCCCGGUGGAAGGGGUAGUCCAGGUGAAGUUGGUGAAGAUGGAGCUCCUGGCAAUACAGGUCCUCAAGGAAAGCCGGGACCUCGUGGUCCUCCUGGUCCUCAGGGUCCUCAGGGACCUGCUGGACAGACAGGUCCUCAGGGUUUGCCUGGUCCUCGUGGUAGCAAGGGCCCCAAGGGCGAACCCGGACCUCAAGGUCCAUCUGGUGAAGCUGGAAACCCUGGACCUCCGGGGUUAGGUGGUCCACCUGGAUUGCGAGGUCCUCCAGGACCCCCUGGCCCACAGGUCAGUGUGUUACGGACUUUCAUUGAAGUGGUAAUUAGAUUCCGCCUUUAG
Messenger RNA from Hydatigera taeniaeformis, 2979 nucleotides. NCBI's taxonomy places the organism in Eukaryota, Metazoa, Platyhelminthes, Cestoda, Cyclophyllidea, Taeniidae. The record is from the annotation of a GenBank genome assembly.